UGCCACUUGAGUCUGCUGAGCAAGUAUCCGGAUAAUUGCGCGCGUGGUUUCGGAAUUCAAAUGUAUUAUCCGGACAAACUCGGGUAUCCAUGGCGACGGGGGACAUGAGCAACAAUGCGGCGAAGGUGAGGAAGCAGCUUGUGGCGAUCCGUUACCCGCAUGACAUUGCGGCAUCUGUGGAGACGCUGGCGCGAGGCAAUGCCGCGGAUCACUUAGCAGAACUUCUUCGAAUACUUCAUUAUGCCCUCCUCGACCAUUCACGUCAUGUGGCCGAGCUUGUGCAAGCCGCCGAUCUGGACCUGUACGGGAAGACCGACGUCAAGUUCGUCGACGGCGUCCUCCGCUUUGCCAGGGAUACGUUUGCGUACUUUCCCCACCUCACCACCUCACAGUUGUUGUCGCCGCAGCACUUUCGCGAAUGCAAGUUGAUCGUCGUGGCCGACCUCUUGGCUCACGUGGCGCAAGCACAUGCCGAAGCCAGUCGAAGGCGGAAGCAGCAGCAAGCUGUAUGGAUUCCGCCGUCACACAAACCCUCGUUCCAUCGUAGCGGCGACCUUCCUCGAGUGCCGUCGCAUCAUGUCACACCCGCACAAGUAGAUGGCACGUCGUCCCCUUGGAUCAGCAUGAACCUGGGACAGCCAAAGGCCGCGAGAGUUGUACGCCACACUAGAACAACCCAGCGACCGUCGAAUGGCGUUGCCGUGCAUGUAUCGGAUGCGUUGCCGACAGCACCGCUGCAUGAAGUCCAAACCCAUUCCAUAUUGGACUGGAACACACCCAUUGAAGACGUUCCGUCGCACGCUGCAUUGGACAAAGACAUCUUGAACCCCCAUCGUAGCCCCGACAGGAUCAAGCGAAACAUGUGGUUCUACUCGAACCAGCACGAUGCCGACGAAGAAGACAUGUAUCCGCGAGCUUCCAUGAACAUUCAACGAGCUCCGUCCGUCGACAUACCCACGCCGCCGAAGCCAGUGCCAGUCGCGUCCGCCAGCCCAAGAGUUCCACCUAACGGGCACUCCUCACCCCCUUCUCCACCUGUGACCUUGGAUGAUGUCCUCUCGGCGCUUUCCAAGCUUGAAGAGGUUGUGGCAGCGAAGAUGGACACCCUUACGCACGCGUUCGAGGCCAAAUUUGCAGCCCUCGACGAUCGCGUGGCCCGACUGGAGAGCGUUCAAGUGACAAGAACCACCACACCACCGUCAUCACUAACCUCCAUUCCCCAAGUCAGUCCCAACCAACAAGACGACCCGCCUCCCCGUGUAAAACUAUCGACUUUCAUCGCUCAAUCCACCCAAGCCCAGUACAAGUGGCCGCCCGAGCCCAGUGUCUUCGGGCAGUAUCCGUCAGUAUCUCAGCCAUGAUAGAAUUGACCCCCCCUCCUCC
Molecule: messenger RNA, 1383 nt
Organism: Aphanomyces astaci
Lineage: Eukaryota; Oomycota; Saprolegniomycetes; Saprolegniales; Verrucalvaceae
Exons: 4
Coding region: 90-1361 (423 amino acids)
Cellular component (GO): centrosome; spindle pole
Source: RefSeq, a predicted model, not a curated record